UGGCAAGCUUCCUGGGGCUAGUGGUCCUGUGGUCCUCCCUCUCCCCGCGGCCGGACGACCCGAGCCCGCUGAGCAGGAUGAGGUUGCAAGAGGAUACUACAUUUCACGUGUACCACAGCACCUUCUACCUGUGAUGUGCCCGAUGGAGAUUGGUGGGAAUGUGGCAGACGAUCUGAACUAGGUGGACGUGACUGACUGGUUCCUCUCAGCCCAUUCAGAGUUGCUGCAUAUUGCUGAACAGCUAUUGUGUUUCCUUCCCUCAAAGAAGACAGAGAUGUCAAUAACCCCAUGCCUAACCGAGGAGGCAAUGGAUUAGCUCCCGGGGAUGACAGAUUCAAACCUGUGGUACCAUGGCCUCAUGUUGAAGGAGUAGAAGUGGAUUUAGAGUCUAUUAGAAGAAAAAACAAGGCCAAAAAUGAACAAGAACACCAUGCUGGCGGAGAUUCCCAGAAAGACAUAAUGCAGAGGCAGUAUCUCACAUUUAAGCCUCAGACAUUCACCUACCAUGAUCCUGUGCUACGCCCAGGGAUCCUCGGUAACUUUGAACCUAAAGAACCGGAGCCUCACGGAGUGGUUGGUGGCCCUGGAGAGAAAGCCAAGCCAUUGGUUUUGGGACCAGAAUUCAAACCUGCUGUUCAAGCCAGCAUUAAAGAGUUUGGAUUUAACAUGGUGGCAAGUGACAUGAUCUCACUGGACCGCAGCGUCAAUGACUUGCGUCAAGAAGAAUGCAAAUAUUGGCAUUAUGAUGAAAACCUGCUGACUUCCAGUGUUGUCAUUGUCUUCCAUAAUGAGGGAUGGUCAACCCUCAUGAGAACAGUCCACAGUGUAAUUAAGAGGACUCCAAGGAAAUAUUUAGCAGAAAUCGUGUUGAUUGAUGAUUUCAGUAAUAAAGAACACUUAAAACAAAAACUCGAUGACUAUAUUAAGCUGUGGAAUGGCCUAGUGAAGGUAUUUCGAAAUGAGAGAAGAGAAGGUUUAAUUCAAGCACGAAGUAUUGGUGCUCAGAAGGCUAAACUUGGUCAGGUUUUGAUAUACCUUGAUGCCCACUGUGAGGUGGCAGUUAACUGGUAUGCACCACUUGUAGCUCCCAUAUCUAAGGACAGAGCCGUUUGCACUGUGCCGAUUAUAGAUGUCAUAAAUGGCAACACAUAUGAAAUUGUACCCCAAGGGGGUGGUGAUGAAGAUGGGUAUGCCCGAGGAGCAUGGGAUUGGAGUAUGCUCUGGAAACGGGUGCCUCUGACCGAGCGAGAGAAGAGAAUGAGAAAGACAAAAACUGAACCAUAUCGGUCUCCAGCCAUGGCUGGAGGAUUAUUUGCUAUUGAACGAGACUUCUUCUUUGAAUUGGGUCUCUAUGAUCCAGGUCUUCAAAUUUGGGGUGGCGAAAACUUCGAGAUCUCAUACAAGAUAUGGCAGUGUGGUGGCAAAUUACUGUUUGUCCCGUGUUCUCGUGUGGGACAUAUCUACCGUCUUGAGGGCUGGCAAGGAAAUCCUCCACCCCUUUAUGUUGGGUCUUCUCCAACCCUAAAGAAUUAUGUUAGAGUUGUAGAGGUGUGGUGGGAUGAAUACAAAGACUAUUUCUAUGCUAGUCGUCCUGAAUCAAAGGCAUUACCGUACGGGGAUAUAUCUGAGCUGAAAAAAUUUCGAGAAGAUCACAACUGCAAAAGUUUUAAAUGGUUCAUGGAAGAAAUUGCCUAUGAUAUCACGUCACACUACCCUUUACCACCCAAAAAUGUUGAGUGGGGAGAGAUCAGAGGUUUUGAAACUGCUUACUGCAUUGAUAGUAUGGGGAAGACAAACGGAGGUUUUGUGGAACUAGGACCUUGCCACAGGAUGGGAGGGAAUCAGCUUUUCCGAAUCAAUGAAGCUAAUCAACUCAUGCAGUAUGACCAGUGUUUGACAAAGGGCCCUGAUGGAUCAAAAGUUAUGAUUACACACUGCAACCUAAAUGAAUUUAAAGAAUGGCAGUACUUCAAGAACCUGCACAGAUUUACUCACACUCCUUCAGGAAAGUGCUUAGAUCGCUCAGAGGUCCUACAUCAAGUGUUCAUCUCCAAAUGCGACUCCAGUAAAAUGACACAGAAGUGGGAAAUGAAUAACAUCCAUAGUGUUUAGAAAGAAAAAAAGGAAACAAUAACCUACCUACUGACGCAUAAAUUUAUACAGGACUGAAAACCGCCUGAAACCUGCUGCAACUAUUAGGAAUUUUGUAUAGAUUCAAAUCCGGAAACUCCUGAUCAGUUUGAAGGACGUUGAUAAACUGUGAUUUUACGAUAACAUUAUCAUCUGCAGUUACUGUUUACAAAACUGCUUUUACCUUAAACUUUGUAGAUGUUUACAUCUUUUUUGUUUUGUCUUGUUUUAAGAUACUGUUGGUAAUUUGUGCGUUUAGCUCUGUUUUAUUAGAACAGAGUUAAAAGCAUUGUUGUCUUCUUUGGGAUUACACUCAGGGGUCUGAAAGGCAGUUUGAUUUUUUUUUUUUUUUAACACACUUGAAAAAAGGUUGG
This is a messenger RNA of Loxodonta africana (African savanna elephant), 2504 nucleotides long. RefSeq names its product polypeptide N-acetylgalactosaminyltransferase 7 (gene GALNT7). Gene Ontology annotation, molecular function: polypeptide N-acetylgalactosaminyltransferase activity. The record is from RefSeq and is a predicted model, not a curated record. The transcript is spliced from 13 exons. Bases 289 to 2112 code for a protein of 607 amino acids. Lineage: Eukaryota; Metazoa; Chordata; Mammalia; Proboscidea; Elephantidae. Gene Ontology annotation, cellular component: Golgi apparatus. Gene Ontology annotation, biological process: protein O-linked glycosylation.